This is a messenger RNA of Morone saxatilis (striped sea-bass), 3263 nucleotides long. It is a transcript of the gene casp2, whose product is annotated as caspase 2, apoptosis-related cysteine peptidase. Bases 155 to 1486 code for a protein of 443 amino acids. Gene Ontology annotation, molecular function: cysteine-type endopeptidase activity. The transcript has 11 exons. NCBI's taxonomy places the organism in Eukaryota, Metazoa, Chordata, Actinopteri, Moronidae. The record is from RefSeq and is a predicted model, not a curated record. Gene Ontology annotation, biological process: proteolysis; regulation of apoptotic process.
CACUGGAUACCCCGCGGAAGUUGGUUUGCAGAGUGAGGACGGGAUGUUGUUAAUUUGUGUGAAAUAGUGAGCAACGCGUCGACGUUUCUCCUGUAGUGUUACCGGACGGUUUGACAUUGUGUUGCAGAAACAGAGGAACGGUUGUUGAUGCAAGAUGUUGGAGUGUGGCAUGCUGGAGAGAGACAGCCGGGCCCUUCGGAGACACUCUGCUACUCUCUGCAAACAGCUGGUGGUGGAUGCACUGCUCAUUCAGUCCUUACAGGCUGAGGACAUCCUGACAGAGAGCAUGGCAGAGAGCAUCAUGGCUGAGCAAACAUCUCAUAAACGAAGCUGGCGCUUACUCCUACUAUUACCAAAGCGAGGGCCCAGAGCCUUCAGCAGCUUCUGCUCAGCUCUGCGAGAAACUGAGCAGAAGCACCUGUGUGACCUGCUCACACAAACAGCAGAAAAAGAUGGCAAAGAGACAUAUGUAGAGAGGUUUGUGAACUCUUCUCUCCCACACCCCACCCAAGAAGGAAUUGCUGCCAAGAGAGCAAGGACACAUGAGUCCAUGGAGUGUAGUCUGGAUGCAGACAGUCCCAUCAACACUCCCGUGCUCCCGUGCACUCCUGACUUUUACCUCUCUCACUGCCAGCAGUCUUACAGAAUGAAUUCAUCCCCUCGUGGUUUUGCUUUGGUGAUCAGUAAUGUGACCUUUGAUCCUUGUGCUGCGCCUGACCUUGACCCGAGGAAGGGAGGUGAGGUGGAUGACGAGGUCCUCAGGAAGGUGUUCACAGAGCUGGACUACCUGGUUACAGUCCACAGAGACCUCACUGCUCAGGGCAUGAGGACGUGUAUUGAGACCUUUUGUCGACGGGCAGACCACCAGACAGUGGACAGCUGUGUGGUCUGUUUGCUCUCCCAUGGAGUGGAAGGAGCUAUAUAUGGUACAGACGGACAGCUCCUGCAGCUGGACUGGGUGUUUGAAGCCUUCGACAAUGCACACUGUCCCCUGCUACAGAACAAGCCGAAGAUGUUUUUCAUCCAGGCCUGCAGAGGAGAUGAGAUGGACUGUGGCGUGGAGCAGAUAGAUGGGCCAGCAAGGACCUGCUCGCCAAGCUGUGAACAGCGGGAUGCUGGGAGGGAAGGACAGGGGGAUGCAGACUCCAGACAGAGAGGGGACAUGGGUAGGCCCAGGAUUAAACUGCCCCAGCGGUCUGACAUGAUCUGUGGCUUCGCAUCUCUCAAAGGUCAGAGAAUUUGCACAGCAGCCAUGCGGAACACCAAGAGAGGAUCCUGGUUUAUCCAAGAACUUAACACAUCACUUCGCCUCAAUGCCAGAGACACACACCUUGCAGACAUAUUGGUGCAGGUCAACGGGCGCAUUAAGGAGCGGGAGGGUUACGCUCCUGGCACCGCCCACCAUCGCUGCAAAGAGAUGUCGGAGUUCACCAGCUCAUUGUGCAAAGACCUCUAUCUUUUCCCCAAGUACCAGCCCCAGUAUUGAUAUGCAAAUAUGCACAUACACAGAUGAACACACACAGACCAUUCCUUACAUUGAAGCCUCUCAAGAAAGGACACACAACUGUUUAUUCCACACAAUUACUGCCACACACUCACACAUUCCCCUGUUACAACUUCAUGUCCAAACAGAGGAUUUAUUCAUUCAUAUUUCCUGUGUAAAUACUGCCUCCUCAAACCCGCAGACACACAUACACAAAUACGCAAAUCUUGGAAAUGAAAAAGGAGCAAGCUUAUGUUAAUCUACAUGUACUCGGAAAUGGGCAGCGUUUUAGUAUACAACUCACUCAUGUAUCUGUGUGCCUGUGUCUAUGCCAGUUAGAGGGUUUAGAUGUUAAUCCGUUUUAGUCAAAGACAGAAUCAUAUUUUUUUGUUUUCUUACUGCACAGCUACUUUGAGGUUUCACUCUCUUUUUAAAAUGUAUUUUCUACACAGAUCUAUUUUUGUGGCUUUAUUUUGUAUGGAAUUGUUUUUAUAAGGAUUUUUAAGCCCAUUGUUUUUAUUUGUAUAUAAUGUUUGUUCUGAAUUGUGACCAUUUCUUGUUUUUAGUAUAGUGACAGGCAGGGGGCAGCACAGCAGAGACAAAUGCAUUUCAUCGUCUGUAUGUCAUCAAUAUUCAUAUCUACUGCAGUUCAAAAAGGAUCUUUACUGUCACGAUUGCAGACGGCUUUUAUUUUAGUUAUAGUCACCUACAGGGAUAAUUAAACUGUAAAAUCUUUGCAGCAGGUUCUGCCUGCUCUCAUUAGAGAGGUUCUUUUCUCUCUCACAUAGUUUGCCUUAUGAAAAUGAUGAAAAACACCUACAGGGCAGCUACAAAACUGUUUGUUUGUUUGUGGCUUUCAAACCAUUCAGUCUGCUUUUGUGGUUGCAAAUCCACAAACAAACAAACAUGUUUGUGGAUUUUCAACCAGCAAAGCAGCCUUUAACCUUAAAUUUCAUAAAGGAAGGAAGAAUUUUACUUUAUAUCAGCUGUGUUACUGUAGAUCUGUCCCUGUCAUGGUGGUGGGCUGCCAGGGGAAUGUGGUGCUACUUGUGGGGUCAUACACCUACAGUGUGAACUCUGACCUUUAUGCUAUCUCUCACUCCUAAUAGUGUUUCUCCCUGUGUGGGAGCCACACAUUUAGUUAGUCCAUGUACAGUUUUCGUGGUAUUUUACUGUAUCUGGUACAGUAACGAUAAAACAUGUAUUUCUUAUGUCUUCCAUAAACAAUAUGCAGUUUUCUACAUCAACCUGUACCAUGUGACAAUGAUCUCUUAGAUGAAUUUAUUACCAUUGAGCAUUUACAGUGUAUUGUAUUGCUUUGGCACCCUCACACAGAGAAAAAUCUAUUUCUGAAGGCUUUGUGAGCAUUGAUGACUCCGAGAAAGGCCCUGACCAGGCAAAGUGUGUUUAGUUACAACAGUGUUGUAGUGAAGAAAACAGAAUACAUGGUCGAAACAGUAUUGAUUAACCAUCUGUAAACAAAGAUGCCUUCAAGCUCUGUGUGUGAGGUACUUGUGGUAGAGUUUAACUAGACCUGGAAGGUGUGCUCUCCUCUUUGUUUUAAGUAAUUGGGAAAAUAUAAUUUAAAAAAGAAAAACAUCUGAGUGGUAUGAAAGGGUAACUCUCCUGCAGGGUGGGAAGUUUUGAAGCUUUGAAAUUUGCUGCCAAGCUCUGCUGAGGUGCAGUGUGGGGGGGCCUGGAGAGAUUUUAUUUCUAUCAAUGCCAAUGACUGCCAAAUGUGCUAUACAAUAAACAGGCCAUGGUUUUUAAACAAGAGAAA